GGAGACCCUGCACAAUCUCAUACACGGUCCCAUCUAUGAGCGCCAAGGCCAGGUCGCUCAGGGUGUUGUAGGACAGGCGCUGCUGGAAGGAGCUGGACCAGAACACAUGCAGGGUGGACGUUUGUCAUACAUUUAAAAGGAAUAUUAAGGACAACGUCAGGAAAACCCAGAUCUGCUGGCCCCUCCGUGUCCCCCGUGUCCGCGCAGCUUCACCUGCAGCUCGUGCUGAUGGGGGCUGGAUGCAUGCAUGCGCGCCUGUGUCGCGCGCUACUGGUGGGCUGUGCGCCGUCACGCGCUGAAGGUGCCAUGAAAUGAAGCAAACUCGGAGGGGAAGAGCACUGUUUAUAAGAGCGCGCAUGGGAACAUAGGAGGAACUGGAUUAAUAACUCACUCGUUAAAAUAUGGCCAAAAACACGUCUCUGUAUUUCAGGAUUGUCGAGGGACGGAACCUCCCCGCCAAAGACGUCUCCGGGACCAGUGACCCAUACUGCAUUGUAAAAGUUGACAAUGAAGUUGUGGCCAGGACUGCCACCGUCUGGAAGAACCUUAAUCCGUUCUGGGGUGAGGAGUACACGCUGCACCUCCCGAUGGGGUUCCACUCACUCUCCUUCCACGUCAUGGACGAGGACACGAUCGGGCACGAUGACGUUAUCGGAAAGAUAACUCUGAGUAAAGAUGCCAUCGGAUCUCAGUCUAAAGGACUAGACAGCUGGGUGAACCUGACCAGGGUCGACCCUGAUGAAGAAGUCCAGGGAGAGAUCCAUCUGAGCCUGGAGCUGCUGAAAGAUACAGAGAGGAUCAGCCUGCGGUGUCAAGUCAUUGAAGCCAGAGACUUGGCUCCCAGAGACAUUUCUGGAACCUCGGAUCCAUUUGCACGAGUUAUUUUCAACAACCACAGCGCAGAGACCUCGAUUAUCAAGAAGACCCGUUUCCCUCACUGGGGGGAGACCCUGGAGCUGGAGCUGGACCCAGAGGAGCUGAGUGAGGAGGGAACUGUCACCGUGGAGGUCUGGGACUGGGACAUGGUGGGCAAGAAUGACUUUUUGGGAAAGGUGGAAAUCCCUUUCGCCUGUUUGCACAAGACACCUCUGUUAGAGGGUUGGUUUCGUUUGCUGCCCUUGGGGAACAAUGAGGUUGACGCUGGUGGAAAGCUCGGAGCUCUACGCCUGAAGGUGCGUUUGGUUGAGGAUCGGAUCUUGCCGUCUGUGUACUAUCAGCCUCUCAUUCACCUCCUGGUGGAGUCGGUCAUCUCCCCCACAGAGGUGGAGGACAGCAGCGCUCUGACCAUGCUGGAGGAGGUGACCACGGUCGAGAGCCGGCAGGACGUGGCAAUGACCCUGGUGAAGAUCUACCUGGGUCAGGGCCUCGUGGUGCCGUUCCUGGAUUACCUCAACACCCGGGAGGUCAACCACACCACUGAUCCAAACACUUUGUUUCGAUCCAACUCACUUUCCUCCAAGGCCAUGGAACAGUUCAUGAAGGCUGUUGGCAUGCUGUAUUUACACGAGGUGCUGAAGCCCAUCAUCAACCGCAUCUUUGAUGAGAAGAAGUACAUCGAGCUGGACCCGUGUAAGAUCGAUCUGAACCGCACAAGACGGAUUUCAUUCAAGGGUGCGGUGUCAGAGGCGGAGGUGCGGGACAGCAGCGUGGAGAUGCUGCAGAGCUACUUAACCAGCAUCAUUGAAUCAAUCGUGGGCUCGGUCGAUCAGUGUCCUCCCGUCAUGAGAGUGGCCUUCAAACAAUUACACAAGAGAGUGGAGGAGCAAUUUGCUGAACCCGAGAAUGAGGAUGUGAAGUAUCUGGCCAUCAGCGGAUUCUUCUUCCUGCGUUUCUUCGCUCCGGCGAUCCUCACGCCUAAACUGUUCCAGCUGAGGGAUCAGCACGCCGAUACGCGCACGAGCAGAACGCUGCUACUAUUGGCCAAGGCGUUGCAAAGUGUCGGGAACCUGGGCCUUCAGCUGGGUCACGGGAAGGAGCAGUGGAUGGCGCCUCUUCACCCCAUCAUCCUGCGCAGUGUGGCUUCGGUCAAAGACUUCCUGGACAAGCUGAUCGACAUAGAUCAUGACAUCGUGUCCGAGGUGCCGCAGAGGGCCGUGUUCAUGCCGUCGGUCACGGUUAAAGAGGGGUACCUCCACAAACACAAGGCGGAGGGACCCCAACUGCUGUCGCGCUUCGCCUUCAAGAAACGCUACUUCUGGUUGACGAGCGAGACGCUGUCCUACGCCAAGACCCCCGACUGGCAGGUGCGCUCCUCGAUGCCGAUUCAGUGUGUGUGCGCCGUGGAGAGGGUGGAUGAAAAUGCCUUUCAGCAGCAGAAUGUAAUGCAGGUCAUCACCCAGGACAACGACGGACAGCUGCACACCAUGUACAUCCAGUGCAAGAAUGUGAAUGAGCUGAACCAGUGGCUGUCGGCCAUCAGGAAGGUCAGCAUCUACAACGAGCGCAUGCUGCCCUCUUUCCACCCGGGGGCUCAUCGCAGCGGCAAGUGGACCUGCUGCCUGCAGGCGGACCGUUCUGUUACAGGCUGCAGUAGAACCCACUCAGCCGUGACUCUGGGUGACUGGAGUGACCCGCUGGAUCCCGACGUAGAGACUCAGACCAUAUACAAGCAGCUUCUCCAGGGCAGAGACAAGCUCAGGAAAAAACAUCUGGAGGUCCCCGAUGCCGAUCAGACGUCCAUCAAUAAAGAGAAGAGCAUCAACUCUGACGUUCACCCAGAUGGCGCCGAAUGCAACGUUCAGCUCAUGAAGCCGGGUCAGAGCGUCGCCGCUCGCCUGUUGGCGGUGAUAGAAGAUCUGGAGCAGGCUCAUGCCACCUUCCAGCGCAGAGAAAAGGAGGACGGCACCGGGGUCAUCCUGAAUCCCUAGACUCCACACAGACUGGAAUCCUGUACCAACACGAGUAUUCUCUCUCUCUCUUGCUUGUCAGGGAGGAUAUAGUGGCCACAGGGUGCAACCUCUUCCAGCCUUUUAGUACAUUUCCCGCUGUAAAGAGCAGAGGGAAUUCUGCCACUUUGAAUAUUUUUGUAUUCUCUGAGUGCCACCGGCUUCAACAGCGCCGGGGAGAGAUUAUGAUACUUGACGAUAAAAAGGGGCCGAGGGACUUUGAAGCAUGAUCUGACUUGAUAUUUUUUUAUGUUGAUAACAAGCAAUCCCUUGCAUGGCCUGCAUCCACUUGUUGUGAAAUGUGAAAAGAAGCUUUUAUAUUUUGAGAUACUGUACAGGACCCUCGGUCGCACAUUUUUAUGCAAAGAGCUUGUUGUAGUGUAAUCUACAGUACCUGAAUGUAAGGUGUGUUUUGAUAUCGCUUUUAUCAACGUUUUGUAUUCUCUAUUUGAGGCACUAUGGUCGCUAUGUAGCAGUGACAUUAACAUUAUAGGUCAAACCACCACAGGUUUCUGAGACGCUGGUGCACAUGCCACAGUUUUAACGCUGCCUGUACAGUGAGCAAAAUGAUUUGAAUUGUUGCUUUUGGUCCCUUUAAAUAUAACGUGCUUUUGUUUGGUGCUAUGGCCAGUCAACUUCAAUGUUUGGUUCUGAUGUAAUUUGCAUAUUUACUGCUGUAGCCAUUCCUUAAGUCAUAUUUUCAUACUUUAGCCCAGGGCUGAGACUUUUUAACCCAGGGUUAUCCGAAAUCCAGGGCUACAUACGUGAGCCACACUUCACUUCUACGAGCUCUGAUUUAAGAUUAAUGUUUACAUUCUGUUUCACACUGGCACCUUUUAGCCCAUCUUUAGUCCAUUUUUAGGGGGAUAACCCCACAAAAUCGAGGGUCACCCUGCUCUGGAGCCAAGGCCAACAAGCUCUAGGCUUUGCUUUGUGCCAGUGUGAAGAUUUUCUUAGCCUGGGGCUUUGCAGCAAGGUUCACACUGGCACACUUAGCCCCAUGUUUAGUCCAUUUUUAGGGGAUAACCCCACAAAAUCAAGUCCUAGGCUGUUAGGGUUAGAACGUGCCUGCUUUGUGCCAGUAUGAAGGUUUUCUUAGCUUGGGGCUAAGAAUGUUCUAGGAGUGCUUUCAGCCCUGGGCUAAGUGCAGCACGAAAGGCCCUCUUAACGUUACCUCGGGCUAAGAAUAUGCAGAGUGAAAGGCCCUUUAGUCUGGAGCUCACAGCUCCCCCUGGGAAGGUUCAAAGAUUUAGCCCUGGGUUAGGAGCAGGAUGAAAAGCCCCAGGAGGAGUAAUAUUCACCUGUCCACACGUAUAAAAGAUUAGUCUUUAAUAUCACUGAGGUUGAGAACUGACGCGUUCCCACAAGUUUACAUCUCCUUGAGAUUUUGGUGCCACUGCAUUCGGCUCACAGGUGUCAGGAUAUGUUUGAGAUGCCAAAAUUAGUUUUUAAAAAAUUGAAUCACUUCUUCAAAAAUCUGUUUUUUUUUCUCUUUACGUAUCUGUGAGACACAAACAAACUGUUUGUGAAGCCAUUUCCCGGUCGAGCGAUUAGUGUCUUUAAAACAGAGACGGUCAGGGAGUGUAACAGAGAUCAGAUCUGGGAUCUCCUCUCAGAGAGCCUCAGCAGGCCUGACCCUGCAGAGCUGCUGCCUGCAUUGUGUUCUGGUUCUGGUACUGUAGCGUCUUUUCCUUUAGAGGACAAACUGUGGAAUAUUUAGACAAUCAACAGGCUACAUCCAUGCAUCAGUUAUUCAUGAAGGGUUUUGAUUAUCUGCUGCACUCCGUGCCACUUCACAUCUGUCACGCUGUCUUUUUAAAAAGCCAGAGUAAACAUCAGACGUCGCUUGUGAAUCUUGAUACUCCCUGAAGGAGGGCUUUUAUUUUGAAAAAAAAAA
Messenger RNA from Larimichthys crocea (large yellow croaker), 4782 nucleotides. RefSeq names its product RAS protein activator like 1 (gene rasal1a). The coding region runs from base 402 to 2867 and encodes 821 amino acids. Lineage: Eukaryota; Metazoa; Chordata; Actinopteri; Sciaenidae. Gene Ontology annotation, molecular function: GTPase activator activity. The record is from RefSeq and is a predicted model, not a curated record. The transcript is spliced from 22 exons. Gene Ontology annotation, biological process: cellular response to calcium ion; intracellular signal transduction; negative regulation of Ras protein signal transduction.